Molecule: messenger RNA, 819 nt
Organism: Mucor mucedo
Lineage: Eukaryota; Fungi; Mucoromycota; Mucoromycetes; Mucorales; Mucoraceae
Exons: 3
Coding region: 1-819 (272 amino acids)
Source: RefSeq, a predicted model, not a curated record
AUGGACCAUAACAAAUCACAACGCACAUACGAUCAAGCCUUUUUGUUUGCCAUGGGCGAAACAAAUCGUACAAGUAACUCAAAAAAACGGGCAUUAAUGUUUGCAGAUUUUUACGAUGUUGUUCCUGUUGCAGUAAAUGAUGAAGAUGGUAAUGAGGUAGACGUGAUUUUAUCCCCAAGCCACGUCGAAAAGUUCCAGAACAUGCUUGCUAAACCAACCUCACUCACUGUAAGUCGUCCUGUCCAAGAAGCAUCUCCUCAAACAAUGUUUCCAACUCGCGAUACAGUCAACAGCAUUGGUGAAUUUGGAGCAUACUCCCGAUAUUUAACCAAACGCCACUGCACUGAAUUGACUAAGGAAAUGAUCGAACUACUCAACCAUGACAUCAAGCCAAGCCAACGUUUCAUCACAGCAAGAGCACUAAUCGGAUCAGUAAUAAUUGAGAACUCCACUGGUUCCACUUUCCAAUCGACAUCCGUACCGUCUGUAGGCCAGAAUGACUCCGAAAUUUUCACCAUGCGCCAAAUUGAAGGCAGCAAUAUUUCCAUCAAGCUUAUACUGGGUACCCACUCGUUCAGCGCCCUUGUCACUGCUGGUACACGGAUCGACAACUUGGUGGAUCAACCUGAAUGCGGGCCAAACACUGUCAAUUUCGGUGUGUCUCCUAACUCCCACUUAAAGUACAAGUUGUAUCUUGGUUCGGAAUCAUGGUCUGACUCUCUAGCGCUUGAUGAAAAGACUAACUUGCAGUCCAUUUAUAUUUAUACUCAUUCCCAAAUCAUGCAACUUCGCCAGCAUAAACUCGGUUCCAUAAAAUAG